AUGGGCUUGGGGAGGAAGGAAGGAGCUCGGAACCCCGAGAGCCCAGAAGACGAGCCAGACAGCCUGGCGGAGAUCAGGCUCUUCUCUGCCAUUGAAGUCAGUCAGCAGAGGGACCGUGGCGAGCUCUGUGAGGUGUAUUUAUUGGUGCAUCAAGAGCUGGGGUGCGGCAGCCUCCCAGUGCUCAGCUGCAGCCCCGGGUGCGCCGGGGAGGCCCCGGCCGUGAGCUUCACCCUCUCUCCUGACGGCGAGCAGGUGGACACUUGCAAAGGCCGCUACCCUGGCUGCAGCUUUGUGAGGCGCCUGGGCGAGCCCUCUGAGCCGGGCGCCGGCAGCCAGCACAAGCACGCUGAGGGGCCGGGCUCCUGGAGCCCGCGGUUCGGAAGAAGCAGGUCUCGCGCCACCCUGAAGGCCCCGCCCGAGGCGCACCCGGGGCUCACGGCCCUCACGGCCCCGUGCAGUCCUCUCUGGCCAACCGCGGCAUCGCCGGGCGCUGGCCUGGCGCUCGUCUCUGGCAUGUCUUGCCAUGACACUGUAAAACAUCCUGAUGCCAAGUGGUCAUCUGAAAAUCAACCUGAGAGCUUUGUCAUCAGCCACGAGGCUAGCCGGCGGCAGGCAAACCAGGGCCUGGCAGUAAUUUGGUCCCUUGGAAAGAAACUGCAGCAGGAAGCCCCCCGCGGUGCAGGGCGGACGCCCUACCUGCAUGCCAGCGUGGACGGGCCCAGGGCGGGCCAGGCCGCAGCCCAAGAGCCGGUCUUCAGUUCCGGCAGCAGUUUUAACUAUUCGAACCCAGAGCUGUAUAACGGAUUUAUCAAAUAUGGAUUUAAUGCCCUUAUCAGUAAGAAGCUGGGCUAUGAGAGAGACGUGCCGGAUACCAGGAAUAAAAUGUGUCGCUACAAGCGCUACCCCAGGAAGCUGCCCACCGCCAGCGUGGUCAUCUGCUUCCACAACGAAGAGUUUAACGCCUUGCUGAGGACAGUGUCCAGUGUCAUGUCACACACCCCACAGCACCUCCUGGAGGAAGUCAUUCUGAUAGACGACAGGAGCGAAUUUGAUGACUUGAAAGACAAGCUCGACUUCCACUUGGAGAUUUUCCGGGGAAAGAUAAAGCUGAUAAGAAACAAGAAGAGGGAAGGGCUGGUCCGCUGCCGGCUCAUCGGCGCGUCUUUCGCUCUGGGGGACGUCCUGGUGUUCCUGGACAGCCACUGCGAGGUGAACAGUGUCUGGCUGCCGCCCCUGCUGAGUGCCAUCGCCAAGGACCCCAAGACCGUGGUGUGCCCGAUCAUCGAUGUCAUUGACUUCAGCACCCUGGAGUACAAGCCCUCUCCUGUCGUCAGGGGCGCCUUCAGCUGGCACCUCCGCUUCCAGUGGGACACUGUUUUCUCUUACGAGCUGGAGGGACCAGAAGGAGCGACCGCUCCCAUCCGGUCGCCCGCGAUGGCCGGCGGCAUCUUCGCAGUGUCCAGGCCCUACUUCAAGGAGCUCGGGCAAUACGACGAGGACAUGGCUCUCUGGGGCGGGGAGAAUGUGGAGCUCUCGCUGCGGGUCUGGCUGUGCGGUGGCCAGCUUUACAUACUGCCCUGUUCUCGCGUGGGCCACAUCAACAAGCACGUGCAGCCGCACCCCGACGUCAUGAAGGCCCUGGACCGCAACAACCUCAGGCUGGUGCACGUGUGGUUGGACGAAUACAAGGAGCAGUACUUCUCCUUGAGGCCCGACCUGAGGACCAGGAGCUACGGGGAUGUCAGCGAGCGCGUGGCCCUGAGGAAGAGGCUGGGCUGCAGGUCCUUCAGGUGGUACCUGGACAACGUCUACCCGGAGAUGCAGCUGUCCGGCCCCCACGCCAAGCCGCAGCAGCCCAUCUUUGUCAACAGGGGGCCGAAACGCCCCAAGGUCCUGCGGCGUGGACGGGUGAGUGGCGCCUGGCCGCGCUGGGGCGGGGUCUGGAGUCGGGGCUCCGGGAAGGCGGGCUCAGCGCGGGGCCGCAGCGCUAUGGCUUGGGGGGUGGGGGCCAGGAGACCCCCCCACCUCCGGCUUCACCUUCGCAUCUGGGUCUACAGCGAGGAGCACGAGCUGGUCCUGAAUAACCUCCUCUGCCUGGACGUGUCGGAGACGCGCGCCGCGGACCCUCCGCGCCUCAUGAAGUGCCACGGGUCGGGGGGCUCCCAGCAGUGGACCUUCGGGAAGAGCCGCCGGCUGUACCAGGUGUCCGUCGGGCAGUGCCUGCGUGCGGUGGACGCGCCAGGUCACCAGGGCCACGUCGCCAUGGCCAUCUGUGACGGCUCCUCCUCGCAGCAGUGGCUCCUGGAAGGCUGAGGGGGCCCGCGGCCGUGCGGGUCGCCAGGCCUGCACCCCUGGGUGGCUCGUGCCGGAGGCGGCCGGGCCUCGCCGACGGGGGGAGAGCGAGGGCUGGCGGCUGCCCUCUGCCCCCCUGGCGUGGCAGGCGGGGCCGUGAAGCCCAGCGAUGGCCUUGGCUCGAGCUCCACACAGCCCGUCUCGCAGCAGAGGGCUGCGACCAGCAGGCACCUCUGGCCGCCAGCCUGGGCACGUGUCGGCAGCUGUGAACACCGCGUGGCUCUUCGCUCGGAACGAGGCGUUUGAGAGGCGCCGGCCGGGAGGCAGAGACCGCCUCAAAUUACUGUGACGGACGUGCUCCCACGUUGAAAUAAAGGCUCCUUUGGGGAUUUGCCAGCA
Molecule: messenger RNA, 2691 nt
Organism: Condylura cristata (star-nosed mole)
Lineage: Eukaryota; Metazoa; Chordata; Mammalia; Eulipotyphla; Talpidae
Product: inactive polypeptide N-acetylgalactosaminyltransferase-like protein 5
Exons: 14
Coding region: 1-2313 (770 amino acids)
Biological process (GO): spermatid development
Cellular component (GO): Golgi apparatus
Source: RefSeq, a predicted model, not a curated record